Messenger RNA from Hemiscyllium ocellatum (epaulette shark), 2992 nucleotides. It is a transcript of the gene pipox, whose product is annotated as pipecolic acid oxidase. The transcript is spliced from 9 exons. NCBI's taxonomy places the organism in Eukaryota, Metazoa, Chordata, Chondrichthyes, Orectolobiformes, Hemiscylliidae. The coding region runs from base 486 to 1667 and encodes 393 amino acids. The record is from RefSeq and is a predicted model, not a curated record. Gene Ontology annotation, molecular function: sarcosine oxidase activity; L-pipecolate oxidase activity; flavin adenine dinucleotide binding. Gene Ontology annotation, cellular component: peroxisome.
GAGCAAAAUAAUCGUCAUCGUGGCUCUCGCUUUCCAGAAAGGGCGUGUGUUUAAGCCGGUUCCCAAAUGAGAGAAGCCAGCCUACUUGAAAAGGAGUUGAAUCUAAAGCCAAAAAGGGGAAAUAAUUGCAAACGCUUGGAAUCUGAAGGACAGAGAAUGCAACUCGCCUGAUUGUAAACACGAAGAAAUAUUAACUUCUCUCUUUCCCACUGCUGUCAGUGAAUAGACUCUGAACUACUACAGAAAUUGUGUGUGUUUUAAGUCAUCUUGCUCAGAACAAGCCCCCUUGGAAAAGACGGGCUGGUGUUUGGGAGGAAUUCGAAAGGAAUUCUAGCCCAGAAAGCGAACCACAGCAUCAUACUGCUGAUUCUACACAAUAUCAUCCUUAAUCAGUGGCAAGAUCACUUGCUGGGAACGACCAUUUUAAUAAGGUGACCUUUGAGAAGACACGUGACUCCAUAAACAUUUGUCAAAGUUUCGGGAAGAUGGCUGCUCAGAGAAAUGGUAUGGACAACAACUUUGAUACGAUAGUCAUUGGAGCAGGAAUCCAGGGAUCUUACACUGCUUAUCAUCUCGCUAGAAAUAACAAGACGCUGUUAAUAGAUCAGUUUAUCCUGCCACAUUCCCGUGGAAGUUCUCAUGGGCAAACUCGGAUUAUCCGGAAAAGCUACUCCAAACCUUAUUACACAGAGAUGAUGACUGAAUGCUUCCAACUCUGGAAGCAACUGGAAGCUGAAGCUAAUGUUGAACUAUUCAGACAAACAGGUUUGUUGGUUCUAGGCAAAGAAGGGAACCCAGAAUUUCGAGCCAUGAAGUCAACAUUGGUCAACAACCAGAUUCCGAUGGAGAGUUUCACAUCUGAACAACUUUCAAGGAGAUUUCCAGCAGUAAACCUUCCAAAAGAAGAAUCUGCUGUUCUUGAUAAAUCAGCUGGGAUCUUGUAUGCUGAUCGAGCGUUGAAGUCUGUCCAGGAUUUGUUCCGGAGGUUUGGAGGUACCAUUUGUGAUGGUGAAAAAGUUGUUGAUAUACAACCUGGAUCGCCAGUUACCGUGACAACCACUGCAGGAAUUUACAGAGCGAAGAGUCUAGUGAUUACAGCUGGGCCUUGGUCGAAUAAACUAUUGAACCUCGUGGGACUGCAACUUCCUCUGAAGACACUGAGGAUCGUGGUUUGUUACUGGAAGGAGAAAGUCCUUGGAACAUAUGGAAUUCAGAAGGGACAUCCUUGCUUUAUAAAAAUUUCUGACUCCAUUGAACAUCAUAUCUAUGGUCUUCCUUCCAAUGAAUAUCCGGGACUUAUGAAGGUCUGCUACCACAGUGGCAGUGAUGCUGACCCAGAUGAACGUGAUAUCGUAUUUCAGCAGCCUUCUCAGGAUGUGAACAUUCUGAGCACCUUUUUGUCUAAAGAGUUUCCUGGCGUGGAUCCAAAGCCUGCGAUUGUUGAAUACUGCAUGUAUACAGUUACCCCGGAUUCGGACUUCAUUCUGGAUUAUCACCCAGAGCACAGCAACAUCAUCAUUGGAGCUGGAUUCUCAGGUCAUGGUUUCAAGCUUGCCCCAGUGGUUGGAAAAAUCCUCUGUGAACUCAGCCUGGGAAAAAGACCAUCCUACAACCUUUCUCCUUUCAAAAUGCAUCGUUUUGGAUUAAAUCUGAAGUCUUUGUUGUAAGGCAGCAGAGCCAGGAUAUGACGAUUUGAACAAUACUUUAUGUUCGAAGAAUAUGACAUCUACAAUUUUUUGAUCAAUGAAAAUAAUAAUGCUUGGGUUGGGGGACAGAAAUUUAAUACAGUUUCUUCCAACACCUUCAUAACACAAAGAACACCCACAGCUUUUUAUCCUAUAAAGAUUGCAUUAAAUUAGAAUUUACCUAUUUUCUGAAAGAAGAUAACUGAGAGCUGGUCAUGUCACUAUUGUUUAUGGGCAUUUUAUUGUUCAGAGGAAAAGGACACAAGAGCUUCACUGCUGAUGAAAACCUUCUUAAGCUAAAGUCUUGAUAAGAAUCAGCUGUAGUCAACAGACUGACUUAAAGGCCAGGGUACUGUGUAUAAAAGAUAAUUAACUGCAGCAGCUGAAAUUGAACUCUACUAAUUCUCUACCAAUUCUUUCAAAUUCUGAAACUUCAGUUUAGCAACAGAUACUUAAGCAGAUUAUCCUUUUCUCUUUAUUUUCCCUGACACUCCUAGUUUUUAUUAUUGUGCUACUCAAUGGGUCAGAGGAUUUUUUUUAAGAAUUAUUAGAAUUCUAAUUCGGAAUUAUUACAUCCUAUAUUAGAAUGUAUUAUUGUGCCAAAAAUCAAGCUAUCUGUAUAUUCCUGUCCCUUUUAAGGUGGUAGGGUCUAAUUGCUUAAAUCAAUUAGAAACUUCUUACUCUUAGGCAGAUAGUUUGGUCAAUUGAAACCUAGAAUUAUACAAAUGUAUGACUCCUUAAGUUAAUUAGAAGCACAUAUUGGUGGAAAAUUAUCCCUAUAGAUUGUAAAAUAAUUAACUUUGUGAAGAAGCAUGAUCUAGAAAUGCAUGUGUAAUGCAUAGAUUUUUCAUUCUAGUUUCAAAUAUAGUUUAGUGGACAAGAAAAGAUUUUUUGUUGGUGUGCAUGAAAGUUUAAAUAGAAUUUCUUUGAUUUAGAUGAAUGGGAAAAUAUGUACUCUGCCCUCAUUCACAAUGAAACUGAAGAACAUCUCCUACACAAAAGCCUCCUCUUCAGUUGCCUCUGAGUUUGAACUAUAAAAUUUGGAAACAAAAAGGAAAUGUGUGUUCUCUGAAGGAGCUUUGGUAUUACAAAGUUAAAUAGUAGGUCCACGAGAAAAGCUUUUUCCAAUCUAGAAGUCUGGCCAGGCUCACUUUUGCUCUGACAAGAAAUUUGAUUUCACAAAGCAUCUCUAUUACUCUCGUUUAGUAAUGUACACUGAAAUUACAUUUCUAUGAGGGAACAAGAACUUUGUAGCUUGGAUAUAACUAUUCUGGAACCAUAUGAAUGCAUUUAUUCAAUAGUUUGUA